This is a messenger RNA of Lagopus muta (rock ptarmigan), 4490 nucleotides long. It is a transcript of the gene LRRC34, whose product is annotated as leucine rich repeat containing 34. The transcript is spliced from 12 exons. Gene Ontology annotation, molecular function: protein binding. The record is from RefSeq and is a predicted model, not a curated record. The coding region runs from base 333 to 1694 and encodes 453 amino acids. NCBI's taxonomy places the organism in Eukaryota, Metazoa, Chordata, Aves, Galliformes, Phasianidae.
ACCAGAAUGAGGGGAAAGAAUCAAAGGUCAGUGAGGUGUGGGGAGAGCCACGCUAAGCUUUGUGGUCUCAUUGAAGCUUUGUACAGCAGCGUUUCUUUUUUGUUCUUUCAGUGGUAAAGAGUGAGCAUCCUGUGGGGCGAUGGGAGCGUGCGAUCCCAGCUCAGCCUUGGGUCAUGUGGGAGGUAGGGGGAGGAUCUGAGUGGAAAGUGCACUUCUGAAGCACACAACCCUGUAAACACACUGAUUUGUGCCAAACCUCCUCGGAGGGUGUGGGCAGAGCACUCAGUAAACAGUGCAAGGAUAAGUGAGGCUGGUGUUAGCAUGGAAGUGUGAUGCCCUGCCCAGCACCAGGCCUCCCCUCUGAGGUGGGCAGCAGAGGGGCUCCUGCUCCGUUGGGCGCCCAGACCCUGCGUUGGACAUCAGCUGUGUGGCACGUCAUGUCUGUUCCUCCAGAUCUUCAUCAGCAGUAUUUGCAGACUUGCCAAAACCUGAGCCAACCUGAAAAUCACUUUGUUGCUCGUGUGCUUCAAGAAGCUGAUAAAAGUGAUAAUGUCAGACGGACAAAAGGGAUCACAUUAAAAAUAGCUGGAAAUAAUCGCUUAGUGCCUGUGCAGAGAGUGACAGAUGAAGAUGUUCAAGUUCUUGCCCCUGUCUUACACAGUGCUGUAUGUGUCACCGGUUUGGAUCUGAGAUAUAAUGAUUUGACUGAUGUUGGAGUAAGGCACGUGGCAACGUUCCUCCAGGAAAACUCAACUCUGCGAUACCUUAACCUGAUGUUUAACGAUAUUGGCACGAGUGGAGCUGAGCUGAUAGCAAAUGCUCUCCAUAGCAAUGAAACUCUUCUGCAUUUGAGACUGACUGGAAACAAAAUAGGCAAUAAGGGUGGAAUGUACUUUGCUUCAAUGCUACAAGUUAAUUGCACCUUAGAGAAGUUAGAUCUUGGAGACUGUGAUGUGGGUACACAAUGUCUAAUAGCAAUAGCAUCAGUCCUGACUCAGAACAAGGCAGUCAAAGCAAUAAACCUCAAUCGUCCAUUGCUGUACAGCCAGGAGGAAGAGACCACAGUCCACAUAGCUUUGAUGCUGAAAAAUAAUUCUUCUCUUGUGGAGCUACAUCUGUGCAAGCACGAAAUUAAAAGCUUUGGUGUAGAGCGACUGUGUGAGGCAUUGUAUGAAAACUGCAGCCUGAGAUACCUUGAUCUUAGCUGUAAUAAAGUAACUCGUGAGGAUGUGAAAUUUUUGGGAGAACUACUGAAACAGAACCAAACUCUGGAAAUCCUAGAUCUUAAUUCAAACCGAAUAGAAGAUGAUGGAGCUAUCUACUUGAGUGAAGCUUUGGCUUUGUACAACAGGACUCUUAAGGCGUUGUCAGUAGUGAGCAACAAUAUAAGUGGCAAAGGGCUGGCAGCUCUCUCACAAGCAAUAAAAAUAAAUGUGGAACUCUCCUACAUUUAUAUUUGGGGGAACAACUUUGAUGAAGCCGCCUGUACGGCAUUUUCAGAAUUAAUUCAGGCAGGCCGCUUGAAACCUGAUUGCACAGAUGUGGAACCGUACGAAGUGGACGGGCACGUUCACCUUGCAGAGCUCUCCCAUGGCCUUAAAAAGCAUUACUACUGGACACCAAGCUAUGGGGUGGUGAAGAAUGCUGCUGCUAAUGCCAGUCUGGCAAUUGCAGCUGUUUCAGAAUGUUUCUAAGGUAGGUCUCAAGAAUGAGAAGAAUCCCUACAAAAAUUCCAUGUUUCCCCCAUUCAUCUCUGAAGGAAGUUACCAAUAUUGUCAAACACCAUGUACCUCCAAAAUGAACUCCUUAAGCCUAAGAAUGAAUGUGCAGCUGACUUCAUGCAUCUAUUGGCACAAGGUACCGUACAGAGCUGCUUCUUCAGGCCCUGGAGCACCCAGCCUGAACACUCCUACAAAUUCAAUAUAUGUCUCUUUCUAUAUAUAUUUAAAAUCUAUAUUCUAUUAAAUGAAUACCGUUGAUAGAGAUCAUACCUCAGCAGCUGAGAUAUCUGCACAAAAGAUGAGGGUAAGAAUCGAGGUUCUCAGAUGAGGACUGAAGAGUGCAGUUCACUAAAUUAUUGCUCUAAGUCAAAAUUACAGCCUGUGUAUUCUACUAAGAAAGGCUAAAAGUGUUGUUUUGUAAAAAAUAAUGAUUAUCUUCUUGUCUAUAAAGAAAACUAAAUGACUACGAAAGAAAGUGGUACUGUUAUAAGCAUCUAAACAAAUCCUGUAUAAAUCUAAGUACUGUUUUAAAAAGUCUGAAAAUCUAAGAAUACAGCAAUAAGCUAUUAUUGUAGAAAUAUAAAAACAGUCCAAACAAACACUGGUAUGGAAUGCAUUUUCUAAGUAGGAAUGUAGUUACUUCUUCCUAGAGCAAAACAGCUCUUGUCCUUUAUUCUGCAUUUUACAUUAAUCCUCAGAUAACAACAGUGUAUCAUUAGUUUAUCUUCCAGAGUUGGUUAAACAUGAAAUUUAGCAAGCAUACGGUGCUGCACUUUGUCAAUACUCAUGGCUAAGUCUAUGUCUAUGCCAAGACUCUUCCUCUGUAUUCAGAAAGUGAAAGAGGAAUCUUAGAGCAAGGUACAGCGUUCACUUUGUUAAAUGGAAUCAGGAUUCUGCUCUUUGUGGUUCUUGAAUGCUAGUUGGCUACAGAAUCAUUCAGCUCCUAAUCAACAACAGCAACUUGGAAGAAGAAAAAGCCACGGGAGAAGCAGUAGUAGGGAACUGCCAAACAAAAUCUGAGAACUUCAUCUAUUGCCUUGUGCCAGCCUUAUGAAGGGCAUCAGCUGUACAUAAAUGGUGCAGGAUGGAUAAGCAAAGAAAUUAAAUGCCAAGAAGUAUGGCAGUAGUUAGCAAACAAAGUGAAAAAUGCCUGCAUUCAACUGUUCCUGGGCCACUCCAUGCUGCCUGUGGUAGAUUUUAUCAUUAAAUUGGCCAUAUCUUAUGACUUAAAACAUGAUCAAGAAGCAGAGUUCUAACCGUGCCCCAUACCAAGAUGACCAACACAAAGAAAUGAAAGAUCUGUUACUUCACAAGUACAAAUGUGGAGGAAAAAAAUCUGUAGUCAUGCUCAGGAGUCAAGGGACCAUCUGCAGAACAUGUAAAUGAAAUCCUCCAAGAACUUUUUCACAAGGCUGUUUAAUUAAGGGGCAGAUUAAUUUUUACUCCAUGUAGAACACAGUUAGUUAAGAGGUAUCUCCUAUGCCCUUCUAUUUAUCAAUGUCUGGACACAAGGCAUCAGUGGGAAUAAAAUGCUAGCACCAAAGAAAUAACCAACAAGUGAUAUCUUUAGAUCUAUUUGUGGCACAGUCGUAAGACUGCUUCCUUACUGUUUGAUGAUUACUUAGGUAACACUUCUAUCAUGUUAAUGGCACAAACUGGCAAAAUGGAGCAUAAAAAAAGGUACUCCUACUCUUAACCAGUCUUUAAUGAUCCUACAGAGAACCUAAAAAUGCUUUGUUAAAAAAAAAUAUAAAUUGCUAAUAGUAAAAUAUACCUUUGCAAGAGUCUUGCUAGAUACCAAUUACAGUUACUGUGCAACACGAAAGGUAAAUUAAUACAUAAAUACUUCAGUUGAAACAAAUCCCUGCUUGGGAGAAUGUUAAUCUGCCCUGUUGUAUUCUUCCUCAAUGCCCCCUCAAUAGCAGUCAUGCAGUAUUUUCACAGUGAAGGGCUGCAUUUGUUUCUUCUUUUGUACCUACUGACCAGCACCACAAGAAGCACAGAAAUGAUCAUUAUGAAGCUAUGGAUCACACAUCACAGUUCAGUCAAUGCAUCUUUUCACCUCAUCUACAACAUCCAUGUUCUAGCUCUUCUGGUGAGCAAAUGCUGCUGCUUGUGCCAAAUUCGGGACAUUUCAGACAUAUGAAAAAAAAUCUUGGACAAGUUACAACACUGGAUUCACUUCAAAAACGAGUGACUUCUUGGAAAGAAUACACAGUAGUACCUAUGCCAUUAGAACUCUCUGGGUUAUCAUGCUAAAGAAACUCUCCUUUACUUGCCCCAUCAGGGACAUGAACACAAAGCUUUCUGUCCCUCUGGUCAGACUUCAGCUGAAGAUGGACUGCUUCUCCCAGACAGCAGUAAUUCUUUGAGAGGACCUUGACUGAGCACUGGCCUACCUGCCAUCACAUAUCAUUACAGGACCUCAGGAAGCUCUUUAGCACAUUCAGAUCAUGACUUUCCCUUAAAAACAAACAAACAGCAUGUUGCCUAGGACCACAUCCUAGCAGCUUUUGAAGAUCCCCAAGCAAGGGGACUCCAGCAACCUCUCCUGGCUACCUGCUCCAGUGCUCAGGUGAUGCUGUCACACACCAGAUGGACAGGAACAUAGCAGGAGAUCUCCAAAAUGCAUUAGAGUAUUUAACAGAGAAUACUUAAGGCAGGCAUUGCUGGAAAACAUGUAACUCCUGGAAGUGUUAAUUGCAAACAGAAGGUUGAUUGUACAUUAGCACAAUUCAACAGUGAGGAAAAAAACAAAACAAAACAAAA